AUGGCUAGUCCAAAUCAGCAUUUCAACAACGACGAAAAAUUUGGCGAAAAACUCCUGGAUAUUCAUCAAGAUUUUUUACCUGCGAACAGAAAUCUCACAAUAAAUGAACAGGCCCGUAUCAAACAACUAAUUAAAAUAGUCAAUAAAAAACUGACAACGGAAUUCCAAAAAUCGGAAACAGCAUACUGGGUUGCCAAAGCAAAAAGCAUAAACCACAAAGAAAAUUCAAAAUUUUUACCAAGAAUUAAUAGAUAUUAUAGAUACAAGGAACCACCAAGGAUUGACAACUUGCUUAUACCCAAAAAUAGCUCGCUACUCUCUAAUGAAAUCAUAAUGGAUACCCAGACCAUCGAAAAAGAUAGAAAGUAUUUCAUCUCACAACCAAUAGCCAAAUUAAAUAUCGUUGGAAAAUAUUUUGAAUCCAUAAACUUGUCCAGGUACUCCAAUCUUGGAACAACAACAAAGAUACUGGUAGACUCAGCGGCUGAAGACAUCAAAAACAGAAUAAGCUACAGAAGACAACACAACCUUACACACACAACUUUUAACAAUAAUAAUCCAGCACAUUACCCUGUACAAAACCAAGAAGAGUUUAAAUUUUUACACUCAUUUAUUGAAGUUGAGCUUCUCCUCAAGAAGGCAAAAAACAAAACAUCUAGUGGGAUAGACAACAUCCCAAUGAUAAAAUGUGUUGGAAGCUAA
Messenger RNA from Cotesia congregata, 702 nucleotides. The record is from the annotation of a GenBank genome assembly. NCBI's taxonomy places the organism in Eukaryota, Metazoa, Arthropoda, Insecta, Hymenoptera, Braconidae.